UUUAAAUGGCACUGAACACAUUCUUCCACAGAACACAUGUCCACAGAAUGUAUCCUUCUUUAAAAUGAUUGUUUAAACAGAAAGCAAUUUCAACAGAAACAGUCUUUUAAACGUCUCAACUAAUCGAACCAUUGGAUAAAGUCUGAAUGAACUUUGAAUCAACAGGUCAACAGGGUCUGAAGUUUCAAAGAGCCUAACUGAAGCUUGGAAGAGCUGGAUCACAUCAAGAGUCCCUUUGAACAAACACACGUGCAGUCGAUAGCUCCUGAGUUUGAUAUGAACGUGUGAAACAACACUGCCGUUUCUUCUGUCAUCUUAACAGAAGAGGUUUUAUGACUUGCUUUCAAGGUGUCAGAACAAUAACUUUGAUCUCUUAAAUGUUUAUUACAAUGGGGGGGCAAACCUGUCUUUCGCUUGUGCGUAACUGUGCGUAAGGAUCAAAGUCGCCAAACGGCACAGUGCGCUAUUUUUGAGUUUCCAAGGGAGGAAUCGGGGAGUCAAUGAAAAAUGACAAAGCUGACGAAAAUAACGUGGGUUUGGAUUUGUGCUCAAGGUCAAUAAUAACAAUUAAACUAACAAAAAAAUAUAUGUGUAAUUUAUGUUUUUAUUUAUCCAAAGCCUUGAAAGAUAAACUCAGUGUACAACCCAUCCUCCAUGUAACAUUUUCAAGGAACUCGUGAAAUGCGUUCAGGUCGAAUUCUGCUUUACAAGACCUGAAGAAAGUUGUCUUCUCAUGGGACACACGAAAAACCACACGGUGCAGUUGGAGUUCUCCCCAAAAAAAUGUAACUGCGAAUUUGGUGAUUAUCCAGCUGUGACUGGAUAAGCGAUUAUGUAAAUGCUGCGACGUGUAGACAGCGACACCCGUCUCUUUAUCGAAGUAAUUGGUUUCCACCUAAGACACAGUGCCCAUUAUUCUACAUUAAUGGAUUCAUUUAGGCGCAGUUAACCUCCCGUGGUGAGUGCACUUCCUCAGGAGAUCAGCUCCAAAUUGUCUUCAUUCCAUUUCUCUAUGAAAAUGAUGAAAAAUUGACAACGAUGGAGCCACUUGUCCAUGAGCACCGAGCUUGUCCAAAGGCUGGAUUUAGUUUAUUUGAGCCUUUAUUGCCAGACGUGAAGACAAUGGCCCUGAAUAAAAUCUCCACUCGGGUUCACACCUUGUUAACACCGCCAUUAGUCUCCCUUUACAUUCCCUGAUUGGUGAUUUACAUUUGCGACCAAAUAGCAUCUUUACUGCUGUUUACCGAGGCUUUGAGGGGCGCCGAAGAGUGAAGGGGAGCAUUUCAUAUAAAAAGUGGGCCUUCCAGGAGCCUGCAGUCACUCCAACUCCAAGCUGCUGGACGGUUGUGUGGACCGAGGACCCCGAAGCGCCAGGAAUCUACUCAGACCCCCGAGAUGUUGAUGUUUGUGAUCAGCUUUGCGUCUCUGCUGUGCGCCGCCGCCGCACGGCCUUCGCUCAGCUACCUGGAGAAUCACUUCACCGCCGAGAACGAGUCGGAGGAGGUCCGCUCGGCUGCCAUCAAGAGGCUCCUGGAGGUGUUUGGGAUGGAGGACCCCCCUGCUAUCAUCCAUGGGCACAAGCAGGCACCCCAGUACAUGCUCGAUCUGUACAACACGGUGGCUGACGUGGACGGCGUGACCAAGGACCCGUACCUCCUGGAGGGCAAUACCGUGCGCAGCUUCUUUGACAAACUGCGCAGCGAGCAGGUGGAGUACAGGUUCAAUUUGUCCACGGUGGCCAGGACUGAGAAGAUCCUCACUGCAGAGCUCCAUCUCUUCAAACUGCGACCUCAGGCCUCUCUGACAUUCAACAGGCAUCACUUCUGCCAGGUGAGUGUUUAUCAGCUGCUGGACACCAGCGUGAGCAACAACACACAGGAGAAGAAGCUGCUGUCCUCUCGCCUCAUCCCAGUUCACUCUACUGGUUGGGAAGUGUUCACCAUCACACAAGCUGUUCGCUCCUGGAUGAUAGAUGAAGGCAGCAACCUGGGGCUCCAUGUGGUGGUUCGGACCCUGGGAGGAAGCCAGAUGGAUAUGAAAAUGAUCCGCUUUGCUUCAGGGCGCAACCACCACCAGAGCAAACAGCCCAUGUUGGUCCUGUUCACUGAUGACGGCCGCCGCUCCACUUCUCUUGAGAGCUUAGACCCAAACGAUACCACUGCCACGUCCAGCCUCCCCCAGGCCCCCAUGUCCGGCCCACCCUCCCGCAGCGCCCGCUCCGUGGACUACAGCGAGGAGGAAGGUAUGUCCUCGCCCUGCCAGCGCAUGCCCCUCUACGUCGACUUCGAGGAGAUCGGCUGGUCGGGAUGGAUCGUGUCACCCCGGGGCUACAACGCGUACCACUGCAAAGGCUCCUGCCCCUUCCCCCUGGGCCAGAACAUGAGGCCGACCAACCACGCCACCGUCCAGUCCAUCAUCAACGCCCUGAAGCUGAUGAAAGGCAUCGAUACGCCGUGCUGCGUGCCGGACAAGCUCUUCUCCAUCAACCUGCUGUACUUUGACGACGAUGAGAAUGUGGUGCUGAAACAGUACAACGACAUGGUGGCUGGAAGCUGCGGCUGCCACUGACGUCAGCUAGUCACUGGUGUCGGACUGCACAGAUGUUCAUAAAAAUACAGACAGGGCCCACUGUCCUUUAAAACUCAAUCGCAGCUAAUGAAUAAUGUGCAGAGUGCCAUGUGUGGCAUUGUAAUAUAUGUAAAUAUCCAUAAAUUAUAAUAUAUGGCAG
Acanthopagrus latus (yellowfin seabream) is the source of this 2728-nucleotide messenger RNA. It is a transcript of the gene admp, whose product is annotated as anti-dorsalizing morphogenic protein. NCBI's taxonomy places the organism in Eukaryota, Metazoa, Chordata, Actinopteri, Spariformes, Sparidae. The transcript is spliced from 5 exons. Gene Ontology annotation, biological process: SMAD protein signal transduction. The record is from RefSeq and is a predicted model, not a curated record. Gene Ontology annotation, cellular component: extracellular region. Gene Ontology annotation, molecular function: cytokine activity; growth factor activity. Bases 1396 to 2568 code for a protein of 390 amino acids.